AUGAAGUUCAACGCUGCUGCGUUGUCCGCUGCGGCUCUGCUCGCGAGCGGUGCCUACGCCGACGAUGCUCAGAAGGUCCUGAGUGAGGACAAGACCUCUACUGCCGCCGAGUCUGCCACCUCGGUCGCCUCUAAGCUGCCUACUUUCACCCUCAAAGCAUAUGGGCACGGGCUGGAGCAUUCUCUGAGCUGCUACACAACUGCUCUACCCGUCAACAACCGUAAGCCAGUAUCUGACCAUGCUUUUCCUACACAGCCUACCACCCUCAAGGCCCCCUUCCUUGAGCAGUUCACCGACGACUGGGAGACCCGUUGGAGCCCUUCCCACGCCAAGAAGGACUCCAAGGACGAUGAGGAAUGGGCCUACGUCGGCGAGUGGUCUGUUGAGGAGCCCACCGUCUACAAGGGCAUGGAGGGCGACAAGGGUCUUGUUGUCAAGAACCCUGCUGCUCACCACGCCAUCUCGGCCAAGUUCCCCAAGAAGAUUGACAAUAAGGGCAAGACUCUCGUUGUCCAGUACGAAGUCAAGCUUCAGAAUGGCCUCGAGUGCGGUGGUGCUUACCUAAAGCUCCUUCGUGAGAACAAGGCUCUUCACCAGGAGGAGUUCUCCAACGCCACCCCCUACGUGAUCAUGUUUGGUCCCGAUAAGUGCGGCCACACCAACAAGGUCCACUUCAUCUUCAACCACAAGAACCCCAAGACGGGCGAGUACGAGGAGAAGCACCUCACCUCUCCCCCCACCGCUCGCAUCGUCAAGACCACUGAGCUCUACACCCUCAUUGUCCACCCCAACAACACCUUCAUCAUCCAGCAGAAUGGCGAGCAGGUCAAGACCGGCUCCCUUCUUGAGGACUUCUCUCCCGCUGUCAACCCUGAGAAGGAGAUUGACGACCCCAAGGACUCCAAGCCUGAGGACUGGGUUGAUGAGGCCCGUAUCCCCGACCCCGAGGCUAAGAAGCCCGAGGACUGGGAUGAGGACGCGCCCUUCGAGAUUGUCGAUGAGGAGGCCACCAAGCCCGAGGACUGGCUUGUGGAUGAGCCCCUUACCAUUCCCGACCCUGAGGCCCAGAAGCCCGAGGACUGGGACGACGAGGAGGAUGGUGACUGGGUCGCCCCUACCGUUCCCAACCCCAAGUGCACUGAGGCCUCUGGCUGUGGUCCCUGGACGAAGCCCAUGAAGAAGAACCCCGACUACAAGGGCAAGUGGACUGCGCCUUACAUCGACAACCCUGCCUACAAGGGCGUCUGGGCUCCUCGCAAGAUCAAGAACCCCGACUACUACGAGGACAAGACCCCCGCCAACUUCGAGCCCAUGGGCGCUAUUGGCUUCGAGAUCUGGACCAUGCAGAACGACAUUCUCUUCGACAACAUCUACAUUGGCCACUCUGUUGAGGAUGCCGCCAAGCUUGCUGAGGAGUCCUUCAAGGAGAAGCACCCCCAGGAGCAGCUCGCCGAGCUUGCUGACAAGCCCAAGGACGCCGAGAAGCCCAAGUCUCCCAGCGACCUCAAGUUCCUCGACGACCCUGUUCACUUCAUCAAGGAGAAGCUUGACCUCUUCAUCACCAUUGCCCAGAAGGACCCCAUCCAGGCCGUCAAGUUCGUUCCCGAGGUUGCUGGCGGUAUUGGUGCUCUUCUCGUCACCAUCAUUGCCAUCAUUGUUGGCCUUGCCAGCUCUGGCAGUGCUCCUCCCGCCGUCCAGAAGGCUGCCGCCGACGCGAAGGACAAGGCCAAGGAUGUCAAGGACAAGGCUUCUAAGGCUGUCGCUUCCGGCGCCGACGUCGCGAAGGAUGCCACCAAGCGCAACACCCGCAGCUCGUCUUAA
Messenger RNA from Colletotrichum spaethianum, 1821 nucleotides. Its product is annotated as calnexin. Bases 1 to 1821 code for a protein of 606 amino acids. Gene Ontology annotation, cellular component: endoplasmic reticulum; endoplasmic reticulum membrane. Gene Ontology annotation, molecular function: calcium ion binding. Gene Ontology annotation, biological process: protein folding. The transcript is spliced from 4 exons. The record is from RefSeq and is a predicted model, not a curated record. Lineage: Eukaryota; Fungi; Ascomycota; Sordariomycetes; Glomerellales; Glomerellaceae.